CCCAACCCCCUGGGGAACCUGACAUUCCAUCAGAGCCUGCCAGCCAGCUGGUUUGAAGCCUUCUGUGCGGGGGGCCUGGCCCCGGGCUGGAGCCUGAUGGUCCAGGGACAAGCUGACUCCAGAGAGGACAGGUUUGAGAUCAACUUCUUGUCCGAGGCGGGGGACAUCGCCUUCCACGUCAAGCCACGAUUCUCCAGUGCCACUGUGGUGGGCAAUGCCUUCGAGGGUGGCCGCUGGGGCCAGGAGGAGGUGUCCAGCAUCUUCCCACUGGCCCUGGGGGAGCCCUUUGAGAUGGAGGUGAGCUCGGACGCCGAACACUUCCACGUCUACGCGCAGGAGCACAAGGUGCUACAGUUCCCGCACCGCCAGAGGCCGCUGGCUGCCAUCACCAGAGUGCGGGUGCUGAGUGAACACCGCCUGGCCCAGGUGGAGCUGGCCAAACGGAGCCUAAGCUGGGGGGAUGGUGGCCGGUGAGCUGCACCUGCAGUCCCAGGAGUGAGCCUUGGGCUGUCCUUCAUCCAGAAGCCUGGAGCCCCCUGGA
Molecule: messenger RNA, 541 nt
Organism: Urocitellus parryii (Arctic ground squirrel)
Lineage: Eukaryota; Metazoa; Chordata; Mammalia; Rodentia; Sciuridae
Gene: Grifin
Product: galectin-related inter-fiber protein
Molecular function (GO): carbohydrate binding
Source: RefSeq, a predicted model, not a curated record